Molecule: messenger RNA, 1092 nt
Organism: Dovyalis caffra
Lineage: Eukaryota; Viridiplantae; Streptophyta; Magnoliopsida; Malpighiales; Salicaceae
Source: the annotation of a GenBank genome assembly
AUGGAGGCGGCGGUGAUAGACGCUGGAACUCAGCUCCUUAAAGCCGGCACCGCAGUUCCAGAUCAAGCUCCUCCCAUGAUAAUUCCGAGCCAAAUGAAACGAAUGGUGGAAGAUGGAACAUCAGGUGAUAAUAAUGAAUCAGUAUUUGAGGAUGUAACAGUCGAACCGAUUGUUCGAGGCUAUAUAAGAGAUUGGGAUGCAAUGGAAGAUUUAUUGCAUUAUGUUUUAUACACUGGUCUUGAUUGGGAAGAGGGAAAUGAAGGCCAAGUCUUAUUUACGGAUCCGCUUUGCACUCCCAAGGCUGUUAGAGAACAAUUGGUGCAAUUGAUGUUUGAGACAUUUAAUGUUUCGGGGUUUUAUGCAUCGGAGCAGGCAGUGUUGUCUCUUUAUGCAGUAGGGCGAAUCUCUGGAUGCACUGUUGAUAUUGGUCAUGGGAAGAUUGAUAUUGCACCAGUAAUUGAAGGUGCUGUUCAACACAUUGCUUCAAGGAGGUUUGAAAUUGGUGGAGUUGAUUUGACAAAGUUACUUGCCCAAGAACUGGGUAAAUCUAAUCCUCGGGUGAAUCUCAAUGCCUCUGAUUUUGAGAUGUUAAAAGUAAAGUACUCAUGCUGUGCUGAAGAUGAGCUUGCUUACGAGAAGACCCAAAGGUCAAGUGAUGUAGAGGAGCAUACCCUUCCUGACGGACAGGUGAUUAGAAUUGGAAGAGAAAAAUAUACUAUUGGUGAAGCUUUAUUUCAGCCAUCUAUACUUGGUAUAGAGGCACAUGGAAUAGUUGAGCAGCUUGUACGUAGUAUUUCAACUGUUUCUUCGGAGAACCACCGCCAGCUGCUGGAAAAUACUGUACUUUGUGGUGGCAUAACUUCUAUGCCUGGUUUUGAAGAUAGGUUUCAGAAAGAAGCAAGUCUGUGCUCAUCAGCUAUUCGUCCUUCACUUGUAAAGCCUCCAGAAUACAUGCCCGAUAAGUUGACAGAGUACUCUGCAUGGGUGGGAGGUGCCAUACUUGCCAAGGUUGUGUUCCCUCAGAAUCAGCAUGUCACCAAGGGAGAUUACGAUGAAACUGGACCGUCCAUUGUCCAUCGGAAGUGCUUCUGA